This is a messenger RNA of Apis mellifera (honey bee), 855 nucleotides long. RefSeq names its product RWD domain-containing protein 1. The transcript is spliced from 4 exons. The record is from RefSeq and is a predicted model, not a curated record. The coding region runs from base 116 to 835 and encodes 239 amino acids. Gene Ontology annotation, biological process: cytoplasmic translation. Gene Ontology annotation, molecular function: protein binding. Lineage: Eukaryota; Metazoa; Arthropoda; Insecta; Hymenoptera; Apidae.
CGCCGUUCAUUUCUGGUGUUGCUGUUAUGGUGUGCUCUUCUUGCAACUUAAAGCAAGUGUUGAAUUAAGUGAAUAAUAUAAAAUAUUUUUAAUAUUUAAUUUUAUUUUAAUCAUCAUGGAUUAUAAAGACGAACAACUCAACGAGAUCGAAGCUUUGGAGUCAAUUUAUUGUGGAGAAUUGGAAGUUUUAGCAACAGAACCAUUUUAUACAUUUUCCAUACCAAUUAAAACUGAGGAAUAUGAAUCGGGUACUGAAAAUGGUCUCAGUUGUUGUUUACAAUUUACAUAUACUGAAAAAUAUCCAGAUGAACCACUCUUAAUAUCAAUUGAAGAACCUGAAAACUUCGAGGAAGAAAGUAGUGAAAAAUUGAAAAAACAUUUAAUAGAACAAAUGAGUGAAAAUCUUGGAAUGGUUAUGGUAUUUACUUUAGUUAGUGCUGCUCAAGAAUGGCUUAACGUACAAUGGGAUAAAAUUAAAUUAAACCGGGAAGAAUGUGAAGCCCAAAAACUUAGAGAAGAAGAAGAAGCGGAAAGAAGAAAGUUUGAGGGUACACGAGUUACGGUUGAAACAUUUUUAUGUUGGAAAGAAAAAUUUGAUGAAGAAAUGGGAUAUACGAAAAGAAGAGAAAUAGCUGAACGCGAAGGAAAAAAAUUAACUGGUAGAGAAUUGUUCAUGACAGAUAAGACGUUAGAUCAAUCGGAUUUGAAAUUCUUAGAUGAUGAUUCCGUUAAAGUAGACGAAAGUUUAUUUCAAAAUUUAGAUGAUUUAGAUUUAGAAGAUGAGGACGACGAUGAUGCUGAUUAUGAACCAAAUGUUUCUGAUGAUAGUGCCUAAAUAAAUCUACUAAAAUUUUA